AUGACAGCCAAUUUGGCCCAGUGUCAGAAGCUGGUGCGCAAAGCUGUGGCAGCUGGUGCUAAAGCGUUGUUUCUUCCAGAGGCAUCAGAUUACAUUGCAUCUUCUUCAGGCGAGAGCAUAGCACUUGUGCGAUCCGUACGAGACAGUAUAUUCGUGCAAGGUCUUCAAAAGGAAGCCCAAGAGGCGAACAUACACAUCAAUGUUGGCAUCCAUGAACCCGCGUCCAAUGGCAAAGUCAAGAACACCCUGAUAUGGAUUGACAACAAGGGUGUGAUAACCCAACGCUAUCAAAAGAUCCAUCUAUUUGAUGUCGAGAUCAAAGAUGGCCCAAUUCUCAAAGAAAGCGCGAGCGUCGAAAAGGGCACGGAUAUUCUACCGCCAUUCGAAACCCCUCUUGGACGUGUCGGUCUAGCGAUUUGUUUCGAUCUACGUUUCCCCGAAAUCAGCCUGGCUCUGAAGCGUCAGAAUGCUCAGAUCAUCACAUAUCCAUCUGCGUUCACAGUACCAACAGGACUAGCCCAUUGGGAGACCUUGAUCCGGGCAAGAGCCAUCGAGACACAGUCAUAUGUGGUGGCUGCGGCACAGGCUGGUCCGCACAAUGAUAAACGAAGAAGCUAUGGCCACUCAAUGAUUGUCAACCCUUGGGGAGAGGUUGUUGCCAAGCUUGGACAGGAGUACCAUGAACCGCAGAUUGCGGUAGCAGAGGUCGACCUGGACCUUCUAGAGAAAGUCAGGAGAGAAAUGCCCUUGUUGAGGAGGACAGACAUUUAUCCAGAAGUAUGA
This is a messenger RNA of Aspergillus clavatus NRRL 1, 783 nucleotides long. Its product is annotated as carbon-nitrogen hydrolase family protein. The coding region runs from base 1 to 783 and encodes 260 amino acids. Gene Ontology annotation, molecular function: hydrolase activity, acting on carbon-nitrogen (but not peptide) bonds, in linear amides. The record is from RefSeq and is a predicted model, not a curated record. The transcript has 4 exons. NCBI's taxonomy places the organism in Eukaryota, Fungi, Ascomycota, Eurotiomycetes, Eurotiales, Aspergillaceae.